AUGGCCCCUCUCAUUGCUCUCGAAGAACACUUCGACACCAGCCUCUUCCCGUCUGAUGCUCUUCACGAGAACUUGCCAUCUCAUCUGACCGAGCGCUUGCACGACCUUGGAGAGGGAAGGAUCAAGAAUCUCGACGCAGGCAAGACUUCACUCCAAGUACUCUCCCACAUCGGAUGCUGGACUCCUGUUAAAGAAUGCGUUGAAUCCAACGACCGUCUCGCUGCAGCAUGCAGACAGUACCCAGAUCGAUUUGCUGGUUUCGCGCAACUUCCGAUGCAGGAUCCGCAGGCUGCUGUUAAGGAAUUGGAGCGAACGGUUCGGGAGCUGCGGUUCGUGGGAGCGCUGCUGAACAACCAUACCGAGGAUGGAUCGAUGUAUGAUGAUCAGAAGUUCUGGCCUGUAUUCGAGCGGGCGGUUGAGCUUGAUGUGCCGAUAUACAUCCAUCCAACAUAUCCGGCAGAGAACAUGGAACGUCAUUACAAAGGAUCGUUUUCGCCUGGCGCCGCGAUCAUGAUGAGUACUGCGGGAUGGGGCUGGCACAGCGAGACUGGUCUGCACAUCCUUCGACUCUUCGCCAGUGGUCUGUUUGACAAGUAUCCGAAGCUGAAGAUUGUCAUCGGUCACAUGGGUGAACUUCUGCCCUACAUGCUCGACCGCAUCAUUCACAGCAGCCGCAACUGGGGCAAGUUCGAGCGAGACCUGCGCACCGUCUGGCGGGAGAACAUAUGGGUCACGUCAAGCGGCAUGUUCACGCUCCCACCACUGGAGUGUUUGCUCAAGAUGUCGUCGGCAGAUCAUGUGAUGUUUAGCGUUGAUUACCCUUUCUCGUCGACGGAGACUGGCCUGCAGUUUGUCGAGGAGAUCGAGAAAUCUGGACUAUUCAACAAGGAGCAGUUUGAGGGGUUUUGUCACGGGAACGCUGAGAAGCUAUUGAAGGUUGACAUUGCUGGGAAAUAA
Messenger RNA from Saxophila tyrrhenica, 957 nucleotides. RefSeq lists its product as uncharacterized. Gene Ontology annotation, cellular component: cytoplasm; cytosol. The transcript is spliced from 3 exons. The record is from RefSeq and is a predicted model, not a curated record. Gene Ontology annotation, biological process: secondary metabolic process. The coding region runs from base 1 to 957 and encodes 318 amino acids. NCBI's taxonomy places the organism in Eukaryota, Fungi, Ascomycota, Dothideomycetes, Mycosphaerellales, Extremaceae. Gene Ontology annotation, molecular function: hydrolase activity; carboxy-lyase activity.